Messenger RNA from Varanus komodoensis (Komodo dragon), 7438 nucleotides. RefSeq names its product heparan sulfate 2-O-sulfotransferase 1 (gene HS2ST1). Lineage: Eukaryota; Metazoa; Chordata; Lepidosauria; Squamata; Varanidae. The coding region runs from base 333 to 1469 and encodes 378 amino acids. The transcript has 8 exons. The record is from RefSeq and is a predicted model, not a curated record. Gene Ontology annotation, cellular component: membrane. Gene Ontology annotation, molecular function: heparan sulfate 2-sulfotransferase activity.
UUGGGUGGAGGGGGCGCGUGCCUGUGACCGUGGAGGGAGCGGGGCUGGUUGACUGACUGAGCCGCCGCUGAGGGGAUUUUGCCGGUUGGCGGAUGAAAGGGUGGCUGAGGCGCCGCCGCGGGGGACCGUGAGGAAUGUGAGAGCCGCGUCUGGUCCCGCGAGCGUGCCCCCGCGUCUCGUCCUCCUCGCUCUGCCGCUCGCUUGCCACCCCUCCUUCGCCCGGCCGCCUGGCUGCUCGUUGUGUCCCCUGCAGAGGCUCCCCGGCCUCCCCGCCCGGGCCCCGCGUGAUGUCGUGAUCCCCAGGCGGACGAGCGACCAGGCGGCCGCUGCCGAUGGGGCUGCUUCGGAUUAUGCUGCCGCCUAAGUUGCAGCUCCUGGCGGUGCUGGCGUUUGGCGUGUCCGUGCUUUUCCUGGAAAAUCAGAUCCAGAAGCUGGAGGAAUCCCGCGGGAAGCUUGCAGCAAAUGUACUGCUUAAUAUGAAGAAAAUGCAGCAGCAGCAAAACUUGUACAAAGAAGAGAGGGCUAUUGCGAAACAUGAAGUCCGGGAAAUUGAGCAACGUCAUACAAUAGAUGGCUCUCGGUCAGAUGUUAUUCCAGAUGAAGAAGAUGAUGUGGUGAUCAUUUAUAAUCGAGUACCUAAAACUGCAAGCACAUCUUUUACCAACAUUGCCUAUGACCUUUGUGCUCGGAAUAAGUAUCAUGUUCUACAUAUCAACACAACCAAAAAUAAUCCUGUUAUGUCUCUGCAAGAUCAGGUACGAUUUGUGAAGAAUGUAACUUCCUGGAAAGAGAUGAAACCAGGGUUUUAUCAUGGGCAUAUAUCCUUCUUGGAUUUUGCAAAAUUUGGCAUUAAAAAGAAACCAAUAUACAUCAAUGUCAUAAGAGAUCCCAUAGAACGACUAGUUUCUUAUUAUUACUUCCUGCGCUUUGGUGAUGAUUACAGGCCUGGACUCCGAAGACGAAAGCAAGGGGAUAAAAAAGUAAAAACUUUUGAUGAAUGUGUAGCAGCUGGAGGCUCAGAUUGUGCCCCUGAGAAACUCUGGCUUCAAAUUCCGUUCUUUUGUGGCCACAGUUCUGAGUGCUGGAAUGUGGGAAGCAGAUGGGCUUUGGAACAAGCCAAAUACAACUUGAUUAAUGAAUAUUUCCUAGUGGGAGUUACUGAAGAACUUGAAGACUUUAUUAUGUUGCUGGAGGCAGCUUUGCCCCGCUUCUUCAGGGGUGCUACAGAACUGUACCGCACAGGCAAGAAGUCUCAUCUUAGGAAGACAACGGAGAAAAAACUCCCCACAAAAGAGACUAUUGCAAAGCUGCAGCAGUCUGAAAUAUGGAAGAUGGAGAAUGAGUUCUACGAAUUUGCACUGGAGCAAUUUCAGUUUGUCAGAGCACAUGCAGUUCGGGAAAAAGAUGGAGAACUAUAUAUUCUGGCACAAAACUUUUUCUAUGAAAAGAUCUACCCUAAAUCGAACUAAGAACAAUGCAUAUUUUUAGGUUAAGGAACUAAACCUUGUGGCUAUAUCCUUAUUCUCAGCCCCAAUUUGUAUAUUUCUGAUAAACUGAGGCACAUCAGUCUUGAGCUUAGUAGAAUGAACUAUGGUUGCUCGAAGAAAAUGGCUACUGACUAAACACAUUGGUAAUCCAAAAGUAUACAGUUGUUGCUGCCCUACACCUGGAGAAGCCUAAAUAUGUAUUUACAAAAACUACCAACUCACCAAUUGUAGCUGAAACUAUAAAGAUGAAAGGCUUCCCUAUAUGGUCUUUUUGAUUCACAAGACAGCUUAUUUUACUUAGCUUUCUGGGAAGAGGAAGCUGUUGGUUCCCUAGCCUCAACAUGGAGAUUUGGGUGGUAUACACUUAUGAAUAAUAUUAAUAACUGGCUGACAUUUGUGCUUUGUUCUUGUGAAUUUAUAUCACAUGACAUUCAUUGGAAUGUUCGAUCAUGUUCUGCUAAGAAAAUGCUGCAGCUGGAUUUGCCCAUAUUUGUAAGUGUGGGUUUUCAUUUUAAGAAGCUAGAACCAAUCAAUGUAUUUAAAAAUUCAAAUUCCAUAGUGAUCUUGUCAAAAUGCCGAAAAUCAAGGCAGUGUUCCUUUAAUAUCCUUUGCAAUUCCCAUUAAUGUUGGGAAAACUCUCUAAAAAGCUGGCCUUUGCCUGCACAUCAAUAUAAAACAAAUAGUGAAUUCUGUAUCAUUGUUCCAUGGAUUCUUUGUAUUUUAAAGAACUGGUGACUCCAUAUUAUGACUCAACUAGUGAGCUGUGGUAUGGUUAGGGUUUUCCUACUUAGAUACUUUUACCUGUAGAAUAUUUUUACUAAGGUGCUUUAUAAUGUGUUUUAAAGCAUUGCAUUUGCAAAAGGAGUAAAAUGCUGUAAAUAAUGCAUAUUUUAUGUAUUUGGACCAAAAGGUUACCAGUAACUAGUUUAAUGUGUUUUGGCACCAGUUUUGUUGUAUGUGAAGUAAAAGCAUCACAUCUGCUGUUCAAAUUCCAGUUUUUAGUUAACACUUGGACAUCACUAAAAUGCACUUCAGUGACCUCAACAACUUUAAAUACACAGUGUCUCUCCAGGAGCCCCCUUACAGAAAACUACUUAAUCUGCAUCCUUUUAUCAUGCUUAAAAGGAAAAGGAAAACGGAAGCAUGUGGCCUGGCCAAGAGAGAUACAAAGAAAUUGACGUCAAUAUUUUCAUGGAACUGCCUUAUGUUACUUCAGUAAACUUGCAUUUGCCAUGUUUAGCACCUUAUAGUACUUACAUACGUGAGAUUUCUUUAGCAGUUGUUUAAAUAUCGGGAUACUACAUUUUUAACAAAAUUCUAGGAAAUGUGUAGUUCUUUAUAUUCCCACUGUGCACCUUUCUUUGUCAGCUUGUUUCUGUUUUUAAAUUAAUGUUAAAGUUUAAAGAGGUUUUUUUUUAUUUCAAUUGGAUAUCGCCUUUGAACAUCACAUUCUAUAAGGUGUUAGAAGUGCAGUGUAGAUGUAUUGAUAGGGGAACUUUACCAAAUCUUGUAUCUGCUGUACAACCACAAAGAGGUUAACUGUCUAUAAACUGAAUGUUUUGAUGCCAAAAAACAUGAUUCUACUAUAAAGGUUAAAGAGACUGUUAAGUAAAACUUUUAUUCUUUAUUUUGCCUUCUUCUUAGAGAUUUACUGGCUUCCCCAUAGGUUUUUCUUUUCACUUAGUAAUGAUUGAUUAUAUUAUUUGUUUCUUCACUGUAUUACGAUGAGCCAGAAUAUUCUAUAACUACAUUGGUCCAAGUGGAUUGAGACAUUGGACAAAAAAGUAAACUUUUGUUGGACCAACUGGUUAUUUAAAAUAUAUCAAACUUGUGAACCAGUGUGUUUAUCCCCAGGUGUUGAUGCUCAGAGCACAACUAAAAAGUUUUUUGUCCAAGGUAAUGGUGAUAUAACGGGGCUGUUCAUGGUUGAAGUUGUGCCUCAAAAGGAGGAGGACAGUGCAGCACUGGAGUGAGCAAACAUUGCCUUGUAGAAUCAAGUAAUUGUAGAAAUGACUUCCAAAAUUGUGGUAUGAAUCUUCUGAGUUAGGGCUGUGGUACAGACUUCAUGAGGUAGGUUGACUACCAUACCUGGCAAAAUCUCCACUGUGUGGACAUGUCCUCAAAGUGAGGAGUGUGGUAUAGUAAUUGAAUACUCUGUAUACAAAUGGGUUUGACAGUUCAGGUUUAUUUAAAUAUUCACGCUGAAAUUAUGUGCCCAGUUACCUGGAAGCAAGCCUAUUGAACUCAGUCAGUUUUAGUUCUGAGAAAACAUGCUUAGGAUUGUGCUGGCCAAGUAGUAAACAAACAGUGGGCAGUACAUAGAUAAUAUAGGUAAAGAGGCACUUUUAUGUUUCCCAAGUGAUCAUGCUAAGCACAUGCUCCAUCAGCUCCAGUGUGUUUUAGCCUAGCUCUCAUAAGCCAUGAAUGGAAUUUCUUGUGGUAUAUUCAACUUAAUGACAGAACAUUAUCAGGUACCACUCCAGCUGGAGAUUAUAAUAUUUCUUAUGAUGUUUUGGUUGUUCUGAUUUACUAUAUGAAGUAUACAGUUGUGGCAAGGGACUGCUGCGAUAUUAAAUGAUAUUGGAAGAAGUUAGAAAAGUUUAUAGUUGCAUUUAUAAUUAAGAUAAUAGGAGGCACACCAUACCCUCUUUUCUUAAUCUCUCAACUAAACUUUAUUCUCUCAAGUUUUUUGCAUGAUGAGCUUAUAAACUAAUUUUUAAAAGAGCACUGAAUAAAGGUGUUGCUUUUUACAAAAUGAAAUACAGGCAUCUAAACACUUAAACACACUUGCAAGUUUACAAAAGUAACUGAAAAUGCAGCAUGCAUAGUCAGCUCAUUUUGACAGUAUUUAAAGGUUUAGAAAGAAAUUUAUUUGUGCAGGUCUGUUUUGUAUUCUGUACAGAAUUGCUUUGCAAGGGCAAAAAUGGCUUAAAAUACAUUUAGGGAAGAGCUCUGGUGAUUGAUUGACUAGAUCUCAGAAGCUGGGGUUUUGGUCCCUGGAAUAAUUAUACCAUUUCUUGUUUUCCUAUGGCUAACGUUCUUUGAUAUUCAUUCCAAUUGUUUACUUGCCUGUUGUUUGAACCCCUUUCUAAUGCCCAGUUUCCAAAUAUUCCAGUUAGAGCUAAGUCAAAUCAUUUAGCUGAGUCUUUUUCCUCUGUCAUUUGGCUGUGGGGAAGAUUUACCUAAAGAUAAAGGUGGGGUAGGAGAAUUUUUGAGAGACUUGCAGUGUAUGGGCAAGGAUUGUUGCUUGGUGCUUAAUUCCUGCAAUACAAGUGACAGGUGUUCCUUGUUUUUUAAUUUUUAAAAAUAUAUCAUGCCUGCUCAUAGCAGUGUGGGGAUCUGCAUAGGCUUUGACCUUGCAGCAUUUCCUGAAAUGCCUAUGCGCCUAUGAUGCAAAGUUAAUCACGGGCAUUCCAAGAGGGAAGCAAGUCUUAUUUUAAAGUUCAAAAACAAGAAAAAAAAUCUUGUUUCUUAAAAAAAGGAAAAAUUACAAGCAAUAAUUUCAGGUUUUAUUUGUCACUUGCAAACACCUAGAUGAUUGGCUAAGAUUUUGCUUCCACCCAGGUUGAUUCAGACGUAACUCCAAACUAUGACUUGCAGUUCAGGUGAGCCUUGAUUUGUAUGAUUUCUCAUACCUUCUUUGAUUAUUUCUGUAUACUAUCCCAAAUUGUGGCUUUUGAGGAUGGAGUAGCAUCCCAGCCCAAACUCAGUCUCUGAAUUGAAACUGUGAAUUACUGGAAUAUUGCAAACCAGCUCCAAACCAUGGCUUCAGAUCCAGGUUCAGUGACAGCUUGCAAAUUGUAUUUUGUUGGUGUUGGGUCAGAAAACAUGACAAACCACAAUGUGGUGUUGUAUGUAGCCAUUUCAUAGACUUUGACGUUCCUCCACCAUUAAGUGAUAUGCCUGUUGAAAACAUUCCUUGCAGGCUAGGCAUCCUCCCAAAUGGCACCCACAAAGCAUGAUUGGCUGCUGAAAUAUUGCCUUUUUUAUACAGAUCCAUGAACUGUAACUCUCUGAAAACAGAUGUUUAAAAUUCUCCAAAUUUGAAAUGAAAAUGCUGAAAAGGAGUGAAGAGAAAACCAAAACUGAGAAAAUUAAUGUCCAAAGGCUACUGAAAGUAUCUUCUAAGCCCAAUCAUGUAUGUUGGACAGUUAUGACUUAUUUUAUCCUUACAUUUAGAGAAAAUUGUUUCACUAGUUAUAAACCUGAAUUAGAUGUUUCAUUGGAUAUUGAAUAAUGUUGCAUUAAAGAUACAGCCCACAGUCCUGAUGAUAAUUCGUUCAUAGUAUUAAUCUCAUUAAGAUACUUUAAUAUAUGCUUCAAAUAAAAUAGUAGGAGCUUUUAAAGAAUUCCUUUACAAAUCCUUAGGUUUUGUAAGGGAUGGCAGCAGGGAAGGAAAAUACUAUUUCUUUACGGAUACCUUAUAUAUUCUAUAAAUCCAAAUAUCCAAGAUGGUUUAUAUAUCUGUCAUCAACAUUCCUGGUAUAAUCUCAUUUUCCUGAUAUAAACCUCAUCCAAUCUGCAGUGGCAGCCCCAUUCAUAUGAAUAGAGGACACAGAUGGUUCUGUACAUGGGUUGUUUCUUUCACUGAAAUGAGUGGUCAAUUUAGACCAGAAUUUUCUGUGGCCAUAGAACUGGGAUUCAAGGCCUUAGUUUGCUCCACUGGUCUAUACAUGUUUGUCACCUCCAAACACUAAACAGUAUUGAGCUGUUCAGACAUCCUGAGGGUAUAUUCAAUUCUUUAUCAUAUCUCUGCAUUUAAAAAAGAUCAUUUUAUAAUAUACUGAAAUGUUACUAAUUCACUGACUUGAGGUACUGCAUUCAGAAAAACAUAAUCUGAAAAUUUAGUUAUAAGAAUUUGCACAUUUAAAAAUGUAGCAACAUUCAUUGGCAUUUACAAUUAUUGGUACUUUUUUGGGAAACCUAACAUGCAGAACUUAAUAAUUAAGCGAGGAUUUAUAGUUAGAAUGUCAGAAUUUAGCAAAUGAGUGCUACAAAAUGUACAAUGUGUACCUGCUCAAAUACUCUAGUACAGACCCCUAGAUCUUACAUAAUUGAAAUGGGAGUUGAAGUGUGUGAGUGUAACCAAGUCUCCUAAGAAAUCUGGCUUGCCUUUUAGAAACUUUGCAGUUCUGAAUAUGAGCAGCUGUCAUUUUGUUCUGAUCCCAAACAUUUGCCUCUGUUAAAAUCCUGGAAUAAAGCCCAUUAACUUUGAUGGAAUAUGCUUCAAAAUAAGCAUAAUAUGAUUUCAGCAUAACUAGAUCGGUUUAUAGCCAUUCUUGUUUUUACGCAUCACAUGGUAUUGGAAAAGUGUUGUAUGAAUAUGUAUGGGGGCUAGGCUAAGCUGCAGAGGGAGCAUGCUGAAAAGCCUCUUAGUGUGUCCACUGUCAAUUUGGCUCUUAAAAGGAGUAUUUUGUGACUAUUCAAGAUCAGCCUAAAGGAAGUUGAAUUAUCAGUUGCCAGGCUAUAGCCUAUCUUAAGCCUAGUAGCUGUGUAACCUUUGGUGACACCUAUUUAUAAAUUGAAGCCCUUGUGAAGAUUUUUGUAGGAGGUUUGCUAAAGGUCUGUUUAAACGCUUGUAUAUCUCUGAAAUUUUGGAAAACAAAACUGUAGCUUCUGUGUUAGAGCAUUUCAGAAGCAGUAUCGAAUGUAAUUUUGAGAACAUGGAUUGUGCCUCUCUUUUUUUAAAAACAAACACACACACACACAGCUAAAUAGUGCCUUUUUUCCUCACAAUCCAUGUUAGAAGAUGCUUACUUCUGUUUUCCUUUCUCUUCAUCUGCUGAUUCAAUUGUGCAAUAGUCUCCCAAAUUUAAAACUAUUUUGUCACAUCUGUUUUGAGACAAUUGCUUCAUUUUUCCCUCUUUCCAAGAGCUUUCUGUUGUUGAAGUGUUUUCAGUUGAUUAUCUGAUGCAAAUGAUACAUAAAAUAAAAUACCCUAUGGGAAUGGG